This is a messenger RNA of Thecamonas trahens ATCC 50062, 3704 nucleotides long. Its product is annotated as coatomer protein complex. Gene Ontology annotation, cellular component: COPI vesicle coat. Gene Ontology annotation, biological process: intra-Golgi vesicle-mediated transport; retrograde vesicle-mediated transport, Golgi to endoplasmic reticulum; endoplasmic reticulum to Golgi vesicle-mediated transport. Lineage: Eukaryota; Apusomonadida; Apusomonadidae. The record is from RefSeq and is a predicted model, not a curated record. The coding region runs from base 15 to 3692 and encodes 1225 amino acids. Gene Ontology annotation, molecular function: structural molecule activity; protein binding. The transcript is spliced from 3 exons.
GGGAGGUGCCACACAUGGAUCCCUCUGCCCGGGCCGCCCCGUCGACAAUGAUCACCAAGUUUGAGACAAAGUCCAACCGUGUCAAGGGCCUCUCGUUCCACCCCUCGCGGCCGUGGAUUCUGGCCUCGCUUCACAUCGGCAUCAUUCAGUUCUGGGACUACCGUAUGGGAACACUGCUGGAGCGGUUUGAUGAGCACGAGGGCCCUGUGCGUGGAGUGUCCUUCCAUCUUGCCCAGCCGCUGUUUGUGUCGGGUGGUGACGACUACAAGGUCAAGGUGUGGAACUACAAGAUGCGCCGGUGCCUCUUUACUCUUGUGGGCCAUCUGGACUUUAUCCGGACGGUGCAGUUCCACAACGAGAAUCCGUGGAUUCUCUCCGCGUCUGACGACCAGACGAUCCGGAUCUGGAACUGGCAGGCGCGCAACUGCAUUUCUGUCCUCACUGGGCACAACCACUAUGUCAUGUGCGCGCAGUUCCACCCGAAGCUCGACCUUGCGGUCUCUGCCUCGCUCGACCAGACGGUGCGAGUGUGGGACCUCGCGGGCCUGAGGACCAAGUCUGGCCCGCGGUCGCUCGAGCCGCAGCAGUCGGACCUGUUUGGCGGCUCGGAGGCGACGGUCAAGUACGUGCUCGAGGGCCACGAGCGCGGAGUCAACUGGGCCUCGUUCCACCACACGCUCCCGCUCAUUGUCUCUGGCGCCGACGACCGGCAGAUCAAGCUCUGGCGGCACAACGAGUCGCGGGCUUGGGAGGUCGACAAGUUCCACGGGCACUUUAACAACGUCUCGUGCGUUCUCUUCCACCCGCGCAAGGACCUGUUCAUCUCGAACGCGGAAGACAAGUGCAUUCGUGUGUGGGACAUCCAGAAGCGGUCGUGCGUGCAUCUGUUCCGGCGCGAGCACGACCGGUUCUGGAUUCUGGCGGCGCAUCCGGUCUUCAACCUCUUUGCCGCCGGACACGACUCGGGCAUGAUUGUGUUCAAGCUCGAGCGCGAGCGGCCAGGCUACACGGUGUACAAGGACACGCUGUUCUACAUCAAGGACCGGUACAUCCGGACCUACGAGUUCUCGACUUCGCGCGACAUCCCCAUUGUGCCGAUCCGGCGGCCAGCGUCGGCAACGGGCCCGCCGCGCUCGGUCUCAUACAACCCUGCCGAGCGGGCAGUGAUCAUCACGUGGGACGAGGGAGGCGGGACGUACGAGCUGUACCACUUUCCGUCGGACCCGUCGUCGCGGAUGGAGGUCGAGUGCAAGCGCGGCGCUGGCCUUGCCGCCGUCUUUGUCGCCCGCAACCGCUUUGCCGUCCUCGACGCGUCGCGCACAAUCCUCAUCAAGUCGCUCGACAACGCCGUUCGCAAGCGGUGCGUGCCGCCGCACCCGUCGACCGACUUUAUCUUUUACGCCGGGACCGGGUGCCUUUUCCUCCGCUCCGAGGGCAAGAUCACUCUGUACGACAUCCAGCGCAAGGCCGCGAUGAAGGAGCUGACGGUGCCCAAGGUCAAGUACGUGUACUGGUCGAAGGACAUGUCGCACGUCGCACUCCUCUGCAAGCACUCGAUCGUGCUCUGCACCCGCAAGCUCAAGCAGCUCGGCACCGUCCACGAGACCAUCCGGGUCAAGUCGGGUGCGUGGAACGACGCUGGUGUCUUUAUCUACACCACGCUCAAUCACAUCAAGUACGCUCUGCCCAACGGCGACUCGGGCAUCAUCCGCACCCUCUCGGUCCCGGUCUACAUCACCAAGACCCGCGGCAACGUUGUGUACGCCCUCGACCGCGAGGGCAAGAACCGCGUCAUCUCCAUCGACUCGACCGAGUUUGCCUUUAAGCUCGCCCUCAUCAACCGCGACUACGCCGAGGUCCGCCGCAUCAUCGAGUCGGCCCGUCUCCUCGGCAAGUCCAUUGUCGCCUACCUCCAGCGCAAGGGCUUCCCCGAAGUCGCCCUCUACUUUGUCAAGGACCCCAACACCCGGUUCUCGCUCGCCCUCGAAUGCGGUAACAUCGAGGUCGCCCUCGAGUGCGCCAAGACCGUCGAGUCGGUCGACAUGUGGCAGCAGCUCGCCGUCGAGGCCCUCCGCCAGGGCAACCACCAAGUGGUCGAGAUGUCGUACCAGCGGACCAUGUCGUUUGCCAAGCUCUCGUUCCUCUACCUCAUCACCGGCAACCUUGUCAAGCUCAACAAGAUGCUCCAGAUCUCGGCCAUGCGCAACGACACCAUGGGCCGCUUCCACAACGCGCUCUACACCGGCUCGGCCCAGGACCGCGUCAAGGUCCUCUACGACGCCGGCCAGUUCCAGCUCGCGUACGCCGCCGCCGUCGCCCACGGCCUCACCGACGACGCCGACGCCAUCCGCACCGCGCUCGGGCCCGACAACAUCCCGGCCGGCCUCGACGAGUUCCUCGUCGAGAACGGCAAGCUCCUCCUCCCGCCUGUUCCGCUCAUGAAGCUGCAUGAGUCCAACUGGCCGCUCCUCACCCGCUCCCGCGGCUACUUUGACGGUGCCGGCAUCACAGACGCCGCCUCCAUCGGCGGCGUCGUCAUCGACGACGACGACUCGGACGGUGCUGCAGGCGGCUGGGGCUCGUCCUCGGACGCCGACGCUCCCGACGGAACCGACCCUGCUGCUGCUGGCAACGAUGGCGACGACUCGGCCGGCUCUGGAUGGGGCUCAGACUCGGACCUGGACAUUCCGGUGGAAGAGCUUGCGGCGGCGACGGCCGGCGCGGUCAGCAGCGUGCCCGGGGCCACCGGUGGCCCGUAUGUGCCGCCGCCGCCGGGCCAGCCGGUCUCUGCCGGGUGGACAACGUCGACACUUGCGGUGGACCACGUGGCAGCGGGAUCGUUCGAGUCUGCGAUGCAGCUGCUGGUGCGGCAGAUUGCCGUGGGCGACUUUGGCCCGCUCCUCCCUGCCUUCCGGCGGGUCUUCCUCGGCUCGCAGGCGGCAGUGACGGCGUUCUCACUCUCGCAGCCGCUGGCGGCGCCGCUUGUUGCCGAUUGGGAGCAUGCGACGCCCAAGACAGCGCAGCCGCUUGUGGCCAUCUCGAUGGCGUCGCUCAUCACAUCGCUGCAGGCCGCGUACUCGGCGACCACCAAGGGCAAGUUCCCGGCGGCCGUGGAGCUGUUCCGCGGCAUCCUCGCCCAGCUCCCGCUGGUCAAGGCUGCGACCAAGGCCGAGGAGGCCGAGGCGCGCCAGCUCCUCGGCAUCUGCGUCCAGUACAUCACUGGCCUCUCCAUGGAGAUCCUCCGCAAGGCCGCCAAGGGCGACCUCCCGCGGGCCCUCGCCCUCAUGGCAUACUUUACCCACUGCAAGCUCGAGACCGCACACAUGCGCCUCGCUCUCGAAAUGGCCAUGAAGGGCGCGUACAAGGCCAAGAACUUUGGCAUGGCCGCCUCGUUCUGCCAGCGCCUCCUCGCUCUCUCGCCCAAGCCCAAGGUCGCUCAGAAGGCCACCCAGGUCCACCAGGUCUGCUCCAAGAACCCGACCAACGCCGUCGACGUCGACUACCAGGAGUUCAACCCCUUUGUCAUGUGCUGCGCCACAUACACCCCCAUCUACGCCGGCUCUCCCUCGGCCACGUGUGGCUACUGCGCCGCCGCCUACAAGCCCGAUCUCGCCGGCUCCAUCUGCACCGUCUGCCUCAUCGGCAAGGUCGGUGCCCAGGGUGCCGGCCUUGUCCUCCGCGCCGGUCGGUAAACCCCCCCCCCC